Effrenium voratum is the source of this 990-nucleotide messenger RNA. NCBI's taxonomy places the organism in Eukaryota, Dinophyceae, Suessiales, Symbiodiniaceae. The record is from the annotation of a GenBank genome assembly.
GGGGGCCACUCGGGCAGUGAGUUCCUGUGUUCGCUGUCCAUGCACUUGGGAAGCGGAUCUCACGUUCCCAGGCAUGGGUGCUUAUGACAUUGCGUCCAUCCGAAAUCCAGCCAUCAAGGAGCUCUUUCGACUCCGAGUGGGUGGACGGAGAGCGCGCGCUGCGCGAGGGGUGUGCUUGGUUCAUGGCAAGCAGCUGGUGCAGUCCAUUGGUGAGUUCUUCAAAUUCAGGGAGGUUUACACCCAUGAAGCGCAAGGGGUAUACAACGCAGACAGAGUUGUUCGGGUACAAAAGACCGUGUUGCAACAUGUCCUCUUCGGCCCCAAAGAGGAGCCGGCGAAGCGUGUGGAUGAUGAUGCUUUUGUUAUAGGAAAAAUUGACCAUCCCCAGCCUGUGGAGGAGUUUGAUUCGCCUCCCAAAUGGUUGCUUGCCAUAGACAAGAUCAAGCAUCCGGAGAACAUGGGCCUUCUUUUGAGCACUGCGGUAGCUCUGAAGUUCGACGGGGUGGUCUUCAACGCAGAGUGUGUGGAUCCCUUCUCCUACAAGGUGCUGGACGCUUCGCAGGCGGUUGCCUGGACAUUACCUUAUCGCUAUGCAACGAGCCAGCAACUCCUGGAGCUCUCCCGCAGGCAUGGGCUGCUCCUUUGUGCUGGAAGCACCAAGGGUCGGCCUUUGCAGGACUUGCCGACGUCGACUGGUCACAGGGGCUUUUGCUUGGUAGUAGGCAGCGAGGCUGAGGGUGUCCAGAAAGAGCUUCUGCAACACUGCGAGCAGGUGUCCUUGCCCAUGUCCGAGCUUGUGGAGUCGCUGAACGCAGGGGUUGCUGGCGGCAUUCUGAUGCACUCGCUUACAAUGCAGCUCGGAGGUUUUGCCUCGAAACACGUGGCUGUUGCUUGCUUUGCCGCAGCAGUUCAACAGUGGUUGCUCGACCUGUGCCUGAGAAAAAGCACACAUCUUGCUGCGGGCGUCUCAACACCAAGCCUAUUUUAAGU